Messenger RNA from Hippocampus zosterae (dwarf seahorse), 3059 nucleotides. RefSeq names its product ankyrin repeat domain 13 family, member D (gene ankrd13d). The transcript has 16 exons. Gene Ontology annotation, molecular function: protein binding. Bases 776 to 2668 code for a protein of 630 amino acids. The record is from RefSeq and is a predicted model, not a curated record. Gene Ontology annotation, cellular component: cytoplasm. NCBI's taxonomy places the organism in Eukaryota, Metazoa, Chordata, Actinopteri, Syngnathiformes, Syngnathidae.
GAGCGGCCCCACCCUCCACAACCAGGAAGAGAAGCGACGCCUGCCUCUACGGAUAAAUAAACUAGCAUCUGCCGUCCUAUUGCGUGUCAUCCACAGAUGUCAUCACACAAAUUCCACAGACUUGAACAAGUGAUGGUGCUUAGAUUUCAAGUGGACAAGAGUUGAGCGUGGGCGGCAGAAGCUGUCAUCAGCACCGGACGACGGAGGACUCGUGGAUGUCCAGCUCGAAGAAAGGCCAUAUAUUUGAACAAAGUCCUGCGAAUACACCAGGGAUGUGGGUGGCGAUCUUUCACAUCGGUCGGAUUCCACUCUCUUAAGGGACGAUAAUGUACGGACGUGGAUAUAAGGUGUUCACCACCUUGGUGUUUUUCCUUCAUAAUGGAAGGGUGGAGCAAGAAACACAGUUGUUAUAUAGUACUGUAAGUCCAGUUAUACAUGUUAGCCUAGCUCACUAGCCCUUAGUUCUUAACCGUUACAUCGAAUUAGUGGGCUGAGUUCGCCAGGCAACUCAGCCCACUAAUUUAAAAAGGUACACACGACAUUCAGGUUCGUUGACUUACUCGCGUUAGCUACGCGGAUAUAUUUGUUCCGUGACAGGUUUUUACCAGCGCACCAACCCCUUUUCCUCCCCUUUCGUCAUUGGAUUAUGUAUUUUGCUGUUGCUUUGUCAGAGCUAGCCUUUUAGCUAAGCAACUAGCUAGACACAAGAAGUCGCUAAAUCCCAUCGCAAAGACCUUAGAAAAAAACAAAUUAGACUGUUAAGCGAGCGACAAACAUGGCCCAAGAAGAGUUUCCUUUGCAUUUCCUGGUGUGGAACAAUCAGUAUCAGCAGCUCGACCAGGAGAUGCAAAAGGCAGAGCAGGACCUGGAGCGAGCGGAUCCAAGGGGGCGCACCCCUUUGGAGCUCGCAGUGUCCCUGGGCCACCUGGAGUCCACCCGAGUGCUGCUCAGAUACACGGCAGACCCAACACACUGCAACGCACAAGGGUGGACGAUCUUGCAGGAGGCAGUGAGCACUGGGGAUCCUGAGCUGGUUCAACUGGUGCUUCAGUACCGAGACUUCAAACGGGCAACUGAGCGGCUGGCAGGCAUCCCAGAGCUGCUGAGCAAACUAAGACAGGCGCGAGACUUCUAUGUGGAGAUGAAAUGGGAGUUCACCAGUUGGGUGCCUUUGGUGUCCAAGGUGUGCCCAAGUGAUGUGUAUCGGGUGUGGAAGAGUGGCUCGUGUCUCCGCGUCGACACAACCCUUCUGGGUUUUGAACACAUGACCUGGCUGAAAGGGCGGCGCAGCUACAUCUUUAAGGGUGGAGACAAUGGAGCCGUGGUCAUGGAGGUGGACCAUGAGAAGCAGGUGGUGUACACGGAGCCACUUGUCUUGUCUCCACGUGAUGCGCCGUCCCUGCUCGCCGCCAUGCAGCCUUCGCAAGAGAACACUGCCCAAAGACUCACAUCGCCGAUCGUCUCCACACACCUCAACACACGCAACAUUGCCUUUGAGCGGAACAAGUCUGGGAUUUGGGGCUGGCGUUCUGAGAAGAGUGAAAUGGUCAGUGGAUAUGAAGCCAAGGUUUACAGUGCGACCAAUGUGGAGCUGGUAACUCGGUCAAGAACGGAGCAUCUGUCAGACCAGGAUAAAUCCCGGAGCAAAGGGUCCAAAACUCCUCUGCAGUCCUUCUUGGGAAUAGCUGAACAGCACACAGCUUACAAUGGGAGUAACGUGUCCCAGUGCGCAAGUCCACACAACCCCACGGCCAUCACGGCUGAAGAAUACUUCAAUCCAGAGUUCAACCUCAACGGCCGAGACAUUGGCCGUCCCAUCGAGCUCACCAGCAAAGUACAGAGGUUCAAGGCAAAUCUGUGGUUGAGUGAGACUCAUCCUUUGUCGCUGGCCGAACAGGUGACUCCCAUCAUAGAUCUCAUGGCGAUCUCCAACGCUCACUUUGCUAAGUUGCGCGACUUCAUCACCUUACGCUUGCCUCCAGGUUUUCCAGUCAAAAUCGAGAUUCCGCUGUUUCACGUGCUGAAUGCCAGAGUGACCUUCAGUAACUUGUGCGGCUGUGACGAGCCAGUGAGCUCGGUGACAGUUCACAAACCAGAGAGCUCGGAAGAAACCGGGCAGUCGGCCGCUCCCUUCCACUGCGAGGUGAACCCUUCGGUGUUUGAGCCCCCAGCAGACUACACCACGCUUGGACCGGGGCGCAGUGAGCCAAUGAGAGAUGAGGAUGACAACCUGCUGCAGUUUGCCAUCCAGCAGAGCCUUUUGGACGCUGGCACAGAGAGUGACCAGGUGACCAUCUGGGAGGCCCUGACCAACAGUCGUCCAGGACCUCAGUCGCCUCUCUAUGAGGAAGAUCCUCAGCUUGAGAGGGCCAUUCAGGAGUCUUUGUGCAGCUCGUUGGCUAGCAGAGGAGGAGGAGUUGACGCACAGGACCCCAGCCAGUCCCCACCAGACUCCCCGUUGAACCCCACCACCAAUUAUCCUCUCUCUUACAACACAGUGACCGAGCCGCCGUUAUCAGGGCACUUUGGUGGGGCGAGCAGCUUCGAUGAGCAGCUGCGCAUGGCCAUGGAGCUGUCAUGCCGUGAGCAGGAGGAGAUCGACAGGAAGCGUAAAGAGGAAGAGGAGGAGCUCGAGAGGAUCCUGCAACUAUCACUCACCGAGAAGUAAUGUCACUUGAAUGGACAAGAGGGACACAAACUCCUAAUUUAUUCUGUUUUUCUUUUUAUUUUGGAACCCGCAGAUGCUAAGUUAUUAGAGACAUUUUAUUUAUUUCUUCAUCUGAUUAGCCUCCCUAAAAAGUAUGACAAAAAAGAAUGCUUGACAAAAUGUGCAGACUAGCACUCUGAUUCACAUGACAAUGAAGGAAGAGAUGAAAAGGUUUUUUAAAUUAUAUAUUUUGCUGAGUCUUUGUGUCUUUAAAGAGUGAUGGACGGUCUACAUUCUUUAAACCUAUAACAUGAUCCAUGGUACCGAUGAAGAGACCCAUAAUAAAACGUAUACAAAUAUUAGAACAUUUGACUUGCUUGUGUUAGUGUGAAAAUUAAAUUAUGAAAUAAUU